UUAAACGGUGUGCUAGCCCUCGCUGCUAUUUCCAGGCCGAACCGGAGCGACGCGCACCUGUCCUCGGCAGACGAGGCGGCGCGGGAGGCCGAGGUGCGGGAGUACUUCGACGACGCGGCGCCCAAGCGCCACACCAAGCCCUCCCGCAGCGAGCACUCCGCCGUGUACACCGACGCGCUCGUCCCGGACAGCUCCCACCCGGAGCUCGACAAGUUCCAAGAGCUCGAAGCCCACACCGAGAGACUGGUCUACGAGGGCGGCAAGGUAGGGGAGGAGUUCGUGGAGACGGAAUACUACAAGGAUCUCGGCGGCGUCGGCAAGCAGCAUCACACGACCGGAACGGGAUUCAUUAGGAUGGACAGAGACAAGGGCGCCUCGUUCAAGCUGUCCGAAGACCCCGACGCAGCGGAGCGCCAUGCUUCUUGCAAGGGGAACCCUGCUACCAACGAGUGGAUCCCGUCGGCUGACACGGUGUACCCGGCGUCAGACAAGCCGAGCAGAAGCGACAGCUGAGCAGGAGAGGAUUCGGACAUGUGCUUCCACCAGCAAAAUAAGAAACCACAUUGCUAUUCACGGAUAUUAAUGAUGUCCUGUAUCUUAUUACUCUGCAUCGAAAUGCCUGUAAUCUUGAAUUUCUAAAGAGAUCGCGCUUCGCGUUAGAUUUCUUUGUUCUGGCUGACUGGCUGUGAAUGGCAGGAAAUAAAGUUUUAACCAUGGUUUAGAGGUGAA
Panicum virgatum (switchgrass) is the source of this 729-nucleotide messenger RNA. RefSeq lists its product as uncharacterized. The record is from RefSeq and is a predicted model, not a curated record. The transcript has 5 exons. The annotation marks the transcript as partial. NCBI's taxonomy places the organism in Eukaryota, Viridiplantae, Streptophyta, Magnoliopsida, Poales, Poaceae.